CGUUGUUUCAGACCGGAUGUAUUUUUAUAGCACACACAGACACACACAGCUGACAUGGACGCUGUAUCCCAGCUUGUUUUGGAGAAUUUGACAGAAGUUGAGGAGGCAGCUGAGGAUGUUCUGACAACUAAACAACAGAUAGUUGACCUGGACACUAGGAGGAACAGGAACAGAGAGGCGCUGAACGCACUGAAAAAUGAAAUAUCAGAUUCAGAGAAAGUGAAGGUUUGUUACGGAAACAUGUUCAUCAAAUUUCCCAAAUCAAAGACAAAGGAGAUGAUUCAGAAAGACCAAGAGCAGCUCGACCAGGAGAUAAACGAACUUCGCAAAGGACUGAAAGCUAAAGUCAACCGUCUAAAUGAGAUGCAAGGGAAAACUGAGCUGAGAGGCUACAAUCUUUCUCCUCUGUCCACUGAUGAAAUCAAAGCUAUUAACGGCCUUUUAAAGAGAUGACAUCAGAUCUGAGGACAUGAGGACAGAGCCUGAUGCUACUGUGACGUGCUAACCUCUGGAUGAUCUGAAGGCGCUACAGUAACUUCCUGAAUCAUUUACAUCUUCAUCACCUGCCUUUUGGACAUUUUAGAAAUUCAUGUCAAACAUUGUAUCUUAGGUCUCUCAGUAGGGUAACUACAGUUUUUUUCAACCUGGACCCUAUUAUCCUAUGUUUUUGUGUCUAAGUGACUGAUGGGAACAACAAUCUUUGACAUUGGUCCAGUAUUAAGAGAGAUCGCUGCAGUCGGCAGCAGAGAAACAAGCUACAGUGUAAGUUAAUAGGAGGACAACCUUUCUUUAAAAAAAAAAAAAAUCUUUUUUUUUCACCAUUUGCUGUUUUUCUCGUCCAAGUACUUUUGUUUAAGCUAUUGGCUUUAUUUCCAACCUGUUUGAGUGACUGCUCAUUGGACAUAUUUGUAGUGAUGUCCCCACGUUCACAGAUCUCAGGAGUUCACUUUGGUGUGUACAACCUCAUAACGUAUAGAGCCGAGGACCAGAGCUAUGAAGAUAAACCCCAAGUUGCAAUAAACUGUAGUUUUCCUUUAACCAAUCUUUAGAAGUAACAUAAAUACUCAUUGCUCUGUGAGACUGGACAGGAGGAGCGUUGGACAGGACAGGACUGUCUAAUCACUAUAUGUGGUCUGUGAAUGGCCACAAGGUGGCAGUGCAAGUGUACGGCACUUAGCAGAUGUCUAGUGUGUUUUUCAGUGCAUUAUGUGAAAUGUUUGUUUUCAUGGUGUUUAACUUGUUUUGCAGGUUUUUGUCCAUUAACUUUAUUUACCAUCUCUCUAUAAAUGCAUGUUUAUGAUUUUGGGUCAUUUGUAUUUAUGUUCAGUUACUAUAUGUGUUUUCAGUAUGCCUUUUUGUUUUGCCUGACUAAGACAUACCUACAUGAGUAGCCAGGGUGCUGUCCUCAGGAAUAAACUGUGUAAAAUAAAGUAUUUGCGUGUAA
Perca fluviatilis (European perch) is the source of this 1444-nucleotide messenger RNA. RefSeq names its product p53 and DNA-damage regulated 1 (gene pdrg1). Gene Ontology annotation, biological process: protein folding. The record is from RefSeq and is a predicted model, not a curated record. Gene Ontology annotation, cellular component: prefoldin complex. Bases 55 to 453 code for a protein of 132 amino acids. Lineage: Eukaryota; Metazoa; Chordata; Actinopteri; Perciformes; Percidae. The transcript has 5 exons.